AUGGAGAAAUCACAUAAAAACACGGUGAAACCGCGCAGAUCGGACAUCAGCAUAAGUACCAUCGUUACCAGGAGCUCUUCUGGGGUAUCCUAUUUGAAGCCGAUAACCAGAGUUAGAUCUGCCAAGGAAGUAUACGAAUACAAAAAGGACAUUGUUUUAGACGACCAUCUACUCAGCAUUGAGGAAAUUUCUAUUAGGUACGGCACAGAUAUAGACACUGGAUUAGACAAGGAAAUAGCCGACCAACUCCUAGAGCUCCACGGGCCCAACUGCCUGGUGGCGCCACCUAGUAAGUCCAAGCUCCUGGCUUUAAUAGGAUACAUAUUCGGUGGUUUCAACGUCUUGUUGUGGAUAGGUGCCAUUUUGACAUUCAUAGGGUACGGACUGUCUUGCAGUCAAGAAGGACUGGAAAAAGCUAGCGUUGAUCCCUUAUAUUUAGGUGGGGUACUGUUAGUAGUAAUUUUCUUCAGCGGUUUCUUCGGGUUUUACCAGGAAAAGACUAGUUCCGCCAUCAUGGAGAGCUUCAAGAAGAUGGUGCCCAAGUUCGCGAUGGUGAUCAGAAGUGGGUCGGAAUACGCUAUACCGAGCGAAGAAAUAGUGCAAGGCGAUCUGGUGAAGCUCUACGCAGGAGACGUAGUUCCUGCCGACAUCAGAAUCAUAGAGGCGCAGAACAUGAAGGUGGACAACAGCGCCAUAACUGGGGAGUCCUGCCCCUUAAAUCGAAGCAACGAGUGCACCGAGAUAGACCCCCUCGAAACCGUCAACUUGGCCUUCUACGGCACCAACGUGGUAGAGGGAUCAGGCACAGGCAUCGUCAUCAAAUGUGGCGAUCACACCGUCAUUGGCAGGAUAGCCGGUCUGACCUCUUCUCUAGAAAAAACCGAAACGUUGAUCCACAAGGAACUGAAACGUUUCGUCAGAAUCGUCACCAUCAUCGCGGUGUGCUUAGGCUUCCUGAUCUUCACCUCAUCCAUGAUUAUAGGCUACAGUUUCUUCAAGAGCUUCAUCUUUUUCAUAGCCAUCGUCAUAGCUAACGUACCCGAAGGUCUACCCAUCGCUCUGACAGCCUGCAUGAGCCUCACCGCCAAGAGGAUGGCAAAGAAGAAUUGUUUGGUGAAGAAGUUGGAAUGUAUAGAGACAUUGGGUGCAUGCAACGUUAUUUGUUCGGACAAAACAGGUACACUGACGCAGAACAAGAUGACAGCUUCCCACCUAUUCUACGACUCGAACGUGCACGACGUACUGACAAACCUUGAGAGCAUCGACAGGGAGGCAGACGCAUACGAGGCACUCAGCCUGGUGGCGAUUCUGUGCAGCAGAGCGACGUUCUUAGACGGGGACCUCGUUCCAAUAGGGAGUAGAAGGACAACCGGGGACGCCAGCGAAUCCGCCAUUUUGAAAAUAAUGGAGCAGCUGGAGGGCAACGUGGUGGAGAAGAGAAAAGAGUAUCCCAAGGUUUGCGAGAUUCCCUUUAAUUCCACCAACAAGUAUCAGGCCUCCGUCCACAUCAUGCCCAGCGGACGGUACCUUGUUGUGAUGAAGGGGGCCCCGGAAAAGGUCGUGGAUCACUGCAACUGCAUCUUACGCGACGGGGAGAUCAUCGCGACGACUCCCCUUCAUUUAAAACCCAUAAAGAAGGCGAUCACCCAUUUAAGCACGCAGGGGGAAAGGGUGCUGGCCUUUGCGGACCUACUCCUUCCUCCUACCUUUGGUCCAGACUACAAGUUCAACUCAGAUAAGCCUAAUUUCCCACUUAAAGGGCUAAGAUUCGUCGGUAUGAUCUCACUGAUAGACCCGCCAAGACCCUCCGUGCCGGACGCUGUAUCUAAAUGUCGGAGUGCUGGCAUAAGGGUCAUAAUGGUCACUGGAGACCACCCGGUCACGGCCCUGGCCAUAGCCAGGAAAGUAGGAAUCAUCUCCAGCUACGCGAUGUCUGCAUACGAUUUGGCUCUGAAGGACAACAUCUCGCUGUCGAAAGUUUCGGAGAUAGCGAAAACAGACGAUUGCACAGCAGCCGUCAUAACUGGUUCCGAUUUGAGGGAAAUGUCGGAAUCGGAGCUGGAGAGGCUUCUAAAGACUUUUCCGGAGAUAGUGUUUGCUAGGACCAGUCCGCAACAGAAGCUGAAGAUCGUGGAGGCUUUCCAAAGGCUGGAGAAAGUUGUUGCGGUAACUGGAGACGGUGUCAACGACUCCCCAGCCCUGAAGAAGGCGGACAUCGGCAUCGCCAUGGGCAUAACUGGCUCCGACGUCUCCAAAGAGGCAGCCGACAUGAUCCUCAUGGACGACAAUUUCGCCUCCAUUGUGACAGGCAUAGAAGAAGGCAGACUAAUCUUCGACAACCUGAAGAAGAGCAUCGCCUACGAGUUGACCUCCAACGUCCCUGAAAUUGCGCCCUUCUUGUGCCUGUUGAUACUAGACAUCCCAGAGUCCCUCACAAUCAUGGCCAUCAUCGUCAUAGACGUAGGCAGGUAUGGAAUUGUUGAUGAUUCCGUAAUUUAUCAGUUUCUCAUGUCAGGUACCGACCUCUGGCCUGCUAUAAGCUUGGCGUACGAGAAACCAGAGACGGACAUAAUGACCAGACACCCCAGGAACCCGAAGAAAGACAAACUGAUCAACAGCAAGCUGAUAUUCCUCACCUACGGACAAAUAGGUGUUAUCCAGGCAUGUGCAAGUUACACCUCUUUCUUCUUCAUGAUGGGUAUGCAAGGUUUCCCGUUCAAGUCACUGAUAGGAAUUCGUCCAGACUGGGAGAACAAACAUAUCACCUCAAUGAAGAACGUUAACGGCAAAGAAUUCUCUUUCGAGGAUCGCGACCAUUUGCUCCAUCAGUGCAUCACAGGCUACUUCCUCUCCAUCGUCAUGACCCAGAUCGCCGACCUGCUGAUCUGCAAGACGAGGAAGCUGUCGCUUUUCCAGCAGGGUAUGGGUAAUCACGUGUUGAACGCCGGUUUGAUGUUUGAGAUCUUCCUGGCUGGGGUGGUGGUGUACUGUCCGUAUAUUAACAGGGCUUUUCAGAUGGAACCGAUCAAUCUGAUAGGGAUACUUCCGGCUAUCCCGUAUGCGAUUUUCAUUAUACUGUACGACGAGAUGAGAAAGAUGUUGAUACGAAAGUUUCCAAAAGGAUGGGUAUACAGAUAUACUUACUAUUAA
This is a messenger RNA of Anoplophora glabripennis (Asian longhorned beetle), 3150 nucleotides long. RefSeq names its product sodium/potassium-transporting ATPase subunit alpha-4-like. Gene Ontology annotation, biological process: sodium ion export across plasma membrane; intracellular potassium ion homeostasis; intracellular sodium ion homeostasis. Gene Ontology annotation, molecular function: ATP binding; ATP hydrolysis activity; P-type sodium:potassium-exchanging transporter activity. The record is from RefSeq and is a predicted model, not a curated record. Lineage: Eukaryota; Metazoa; Arthropoda; Insecta; Coleoptera; Cerambycidae. Gene Ontology annotation, cellular component: membrane.